CGCCCAUGUGCUUGGAAACCAACAACAACUGAUAUUCCUUUUUCAUGUUUUUGGCUGAUUUUAGCCCUUGAUUUGCUAAAACGAUCAAUGACUUGUGCAUACAAACAUGCCAUCCGCCCAAAUGCUUCAUUGUCGCAUGUUCAGAUUGCAACCAAUGGGACAUACCUGGUUCUGCCUUAUACUAGAAACACAGUGGGGGUUUGGAGUCUGCAAGACUUAGCAUGCAAGCCCCUGGAGUUGGAAGGCCACAGAAGAGCUGUCACAGCUUUGAAUGUCAGUCAUUACUCCUCGCCAACUCUGCUGUGUUCUGCUGCUGAAGACUUCAUAAUUGUCUGGAAUAUUGAGCAUGCCAGGGCUUCACUUGCUGCAGGCAAUCAGAUUCGUGGUAAAGUGAUUGGCAAGACAUAUGGAGAGGUUCAGUAUGUGACAUUCAGUCGUGAUGAUCAGAUGGUUGCUGUAUGUGCAGAGAGGACAGUUUAUAUUCUAAAGACCCAGCAUGAGGAACUGGAGGCCACUUUGGAAGGACACAGCGGUACUGUCACAUGUGCUGAAUUCUGCCCUCAUUAUGCUGCCACACUUGUCACUGGUUCUGAUGACAGAACAUUUAAGGUGUGGGAUAUCUUAAACAGUUGUCUGGUCUACCAGUCUGCAAUCAUCUCGUCAUCCCCUUUCAUCAGUUUAGCCAUGAAUCCACAGGUAGAACAGUUUGCAAUAGGAACAUCAGAUGGUCAAGUGCGAGUCUAUGAUUUGACUGAUGGCAAUGGCUUCCGUAUGUUGAAUCAUAUUGAUGUUGAUAAAAUGGUGUUCAGAAUUAAACAGGAUGGCAAACUGCCUGAUGCUCCUUCUCCCAGGGAUCCUGGUCCAAAGACAAUCAGUAGUCGUCCAUCUUGGCAGCGUAACCCAGAUCAAAAUCCGUCCGACUUACCUGUCGAGGACGAAUCAGAAGCUGGCAAUGCUGUCCUUGGGUUGUAUUAUAAGUAUCCACCAAGUGCUGGCAGGCCGGACAGCGCAAGGAAGUUAUCAUUUCUGCAAGCAGAUGACACAGUAGUUAGUAAUCUUCUUGAUGUUGCCCCCAUCCUGGUGGUAGGAACAACAGGAUCGCUCAUUCAGAUCAACAUUAGAACAUUAGACUGUUGCAGCCACAUUGAUUUACAAGAACCUCUUGUUGAUGAGGAUGAUUUGGAAGAGCCCAACAAACUUAUAUCUGCAGCUGGCUCAUACUGCUUUGGACCGAGCAGAAAACAUCAAGAGAGUUGGUGUAUAAUUGGGAGCCUCUUCCAACGUGUCGUCCAUAUUCUGAAUCUCGCCCAACCCACCCAGAAGGAUCUGGAAGCCAUAGCUAAAGGAGUACAGAGGAACCUCAAUAGCAGUGACACCCCAAGUGGAUAUGUGCCGUCCUGUAGUACCGAACCUGAGGAAGAGGAACAACCUCUUACAGUUCUAUCAAGGGUACCACUUUGUGCCAAGUCUCCCCUGAGAUCAGAACUUGUACCCAAAACGAAGGAAAGACCACCGAUCUCUAGCAGACGAUCAUCUACAUCAUCAAUUUCAAGUUCAAGCAGCACACCUGGUCUGAUUGAUAAGAAGGGUAAAAUUGUUGAUGCGCAGCCUCUGACGUUCAAGACACAGAUAAAAUCUUCAGGAUACACUGCUGAAUCUCCAAGAACCAAAAUGUUCCAACCACAAACAAACUUCUCCAAAAACAAGCCGAAUUGGAAAACUUCCAGAUCAUCAUCCAUGGAUAGCACUGUGAGUAAAGCUUCAAUUAAGGAAUAUCCAAUGGACAGUGAACCUCCAACUAAUUUACAUAUCAAAAUUGAAGCAGACGUCAAGCCAACAGCCAUCACGAAAUGUAGAUUUUCCGGUGAUGGUCAAUAUCUAGCAUGUGCUCUCACUAACAAGUCUGGACAGGUUUUCAAAAUGCCUCUCAGUAGUGGGAAAGCCUCUAGUUUACUAGGUCACAACAGUCCUUUAAAUCACAUCCACUGGUCACGAGACAGCAAGUGGAUGGUGACGUCAGCAGACGAUAGAAGGGCGUGUAUCUGGAGUAAGGGCCAAUCAGAUCCUGUCAUGAUCAUAGACACUAUGAGGCAUAACAUGGAUAUAGAUAAAGAGGGAAAGCCAAGAAGUACAAAGGAAAAUCCGCUUUUCACCAAAGAACUCCGACAUGCUCAGUUUUAUUUCAUGGACAAGUUUAUCAUGUUAACAUCAGGAAAUGCAUUUUAUCUGUACAAGUAUCAUUUGGAUCCUUCAAAAUCGGACAUAAAAAGAUAUCUUACAAAUAAUCGAUAUCGACUUGUGAAGACAUUCCAGAUGGAGGAGGCCCAGGGGAUAACUGCUUUUACUGCCGUCAAUAGCUUCAAUUCGUAUAUUUCCUUCAGUGCUGGUACGAAUAAAUCUGUUGAAGUAUUUGAUCUGAAUGUUGGGAAGAGUGUCAGAGUGGUAGCAGACGCUCAUACCAGGCCUGUUCAUACAAUAUGUCUCAAUGAGGGUUCGUCCUUUGUGUCCCAUCCUCCCAGCGCCUACGACCUCUAUGUCACUGCGGCGGCCGGUGAUUGUAUCAAGAUGUGGGAUCUGCGGACAAACCGGUGCGUACAGAGAUAUGAAGGCCACCAGGAUCGUGUUCACCCGUGUGGGGUCGCUAUCAGCCCGUGUUCAAGAUUCAUAGCAACAGGUGCGGAGGAUAGGAGCGCUUAUAUCUAUGAUGUGCGAGCCGGGACGUACUUGCAUAAACUCACUGGACACACUGAUGUAGUGACAGAUGUGGCAUUCCACCCAGUCUAUGCGCAGCUUGUGACAACUACUCUGGAUGGAAAAAUACGACUGUUCAAAGAAAAGUGAGAGUAUGUGGACACGUGCCAAUAGUGACAUUUGACUGACUCCAAACCUGAAAUCCGUCCAAUUUAUUUGCUAAGAGUGACACUUUCUGGGGGU
Molecule: messenger RNA, 2934 nt
Organism: Lineus longissimus
Lineage: Eukaryota; Metazoa; Nemertea; Pilidiophora; Heteronemertea; Lineidae
Product: WD repeat-containing protein 27-like
Exons: 23
Coding region: 88-2841 (917 amino acids)
Molecular function (GO): protein binding
Source: RefSeq, a predicted model, not a curated record